Phragmites australis (common reed) is the source of this 1741-nucleotide messenger RNA. RefSeq lists its product as uncharacterized. The record is from RefSeq and is a predicted model, not a curated record. NCBI's taxonomy places the organism in Eukaryota, Viridiplantae, Streptophyta, Magnoliopsida, Poales, Poaceae. Bases 99 to 1397 code for a protein of 432 amino acids. The transcript has 12 exons. Gene Ontology annotation, molecular function: flavin adenine dinucleotide binding; tRNA dihydrouridine synthase activity. Gene Ontology annotation, biological process: tRNA dihydrouridine synthesis.
GGCCACUCGCCCCUCGCCCCUUGCGAGCAGCGACCGUAUCCCCGUCCUCCCCAGCAGAGGUGGCGGCCGCCGCACUCGGAAGCCGUUGGGUGCUCGGGAUGGCCAUGGCGAUGCGGUCCGCCGCGAGGCACGCCCUGCUGUCGCCACCACUGGCUCCCGGCAUCCCCAGUUCCUUCCUCCGCGGCCGUUUCUCGCCGCGCGCCCCCGGCGCGCGGCCGUGCCGCGUGGCAAGCUCCGCAUCCGCGCCGGCCGCUGGAGAGCACCUCCCUCCAUUGUUCAGCGUCGCGCCGAUGAUGGACUGGACGGACAACCACUACCGGACGCUCGCACGGCUCAUCUCCAGGCACGCGUGGCUGUACACGGAGAUGGUCGUUGCCGAGACCAUCGUGCACCAGAAAGAUAACUUGGAUAGAUUUUUAGCAUUUCCUGAGGAACAGCAUCCCAUUGUGCUGCAAAUCGGUGGAAGUAAUCUGGAAAAUCUGGCGAAGGCGACUGAACUGGCAAAUGCUUAUUCAUAUGAUGAGAUCAACCUAAACUGUGGCUGUCCCAGUGGCAAAGUUGCUGGUCAUGGGUGCUUUGGUGCUCGUUUAAUGUUUGAUCCAGAGUUCGUAGGGGAUGCUAUGGCAGCUAUUGCAGCCAACUGUGAUGUCCCUGUCAGCGUUAAAUGCAGAAUUGGUGUUGAUGAUCGUGACUCUUAUGAAGAACUCUGUGAGUUUGUAGAUAGGGUUGUCUCAAAAUCACCAACUAGGCAUUUCAUCAUUCAUGCACGGAAGGCAUUGCUUAGUGGCCUCAGUCCUGCAGAGAAUCGGAAGGUUCCUCCAUUGAAAUAUGAGUACUGUUUUGCUUUGUUGCGAGACUUCCCAGAAGUACGGUUUACUCUAAAUGGAGGUAUAACUACUAUUGAUCAAGUUAGUGCAUCGAUAAGACAAGGUGUGGAUGGAGUUAUGGUUGGCCGGGCCGCAUAUAAUAAUCCAUGGAACAUGCUGGGGCAUGUGGAUGGGGAAAUCUAUUGCAUGCCAACAAGAUGUAUUUCUCGUCGCCAGAUCCUUGAGAGCUACCAAGUUUAUGGUGAUUCUAUAAUUGGACAGUAUGGCCCCAGCAGACCAAACGUGAGACAACUUGUCAAGCCAUUGUUAAACUUAUUCCACUCAGAACCUGGCAACAGCAUGUGGAAACGCAAAGCUGACUCUGCAUUGCGUCAUUGCAAGACAGUUAAAUCGUUCUUGGAGGAGACUCUUGAUGCAAUACCGGACUCAGUUCUUGACAAGCCUAUAACCAGGGAGCCAUCCAGUGAGGAAGGAUAUUUUGCUGAUGUGGAUUCUCGGUUGCCGCCAAGAUAUACAACACUGACCAGCUGUAACUAUGGAAGUCCAGAAUUUGUAACUGCAUCCACUUGAGCAACCAAAGCUUUCAGGGGAAAAGUUUAAAAGGUAGAAGCCUGCAAAAUUAGUGUUAAUACAGAUCCCUCGAAGGAUAUAUACAUGGGAACACCAUUACUUGUAUAAAUGUAACCACUUGAAUUACAUGAGUUUAGCGGCAAAAUCCCUUCAUUGGUGAUACAAGGCGUCAAGGCCAUCGUCAAUAUCUCAGCUGACACGGCAAACUGGCUAGUGUAGUCUAUGUGCCAUUUGUUUCAACCGAUUCCGAGUUUAUCCAAAACACCAAUAAUUCUGUUGAAUUUUUUGUAAUAAUUUAUUUCUAAAUGGUUUCCACUUCAAGAAAAUUCCUUAAAUGUCGCUAA